CGAAUUAAGAAGCAAAAAUCUUCUUUUAAAGAAAAUCAUGGUCAUCUGUUUCAGCUAAGUUCAUGAGUUGCAUUUCGAGCUUCAAUCUAACAAGCCCUGCAAAAACCUCCUCAUUGAAAAAACCACACCAAACCAACCCCACCAUAAUCCCAAUGUCAUCUCUCGUUAGUACCUAAUAUUCGCAUUCCAUAUACUAUCCCUCCAUGACACCAUGACUAUGGAACUACUCUCUUCUAGCUUCAGACCCUACUUGAAUGUCCAUCAAUCAUCUGAACUCUCCUCUUCCUCACUGUCUCCUUUCCAUCUCCAAAUCCACCUUAAGAUUUCUAGAAGUUCAAUACCCAUUUCUCCAAGUUUUAGAAUUUCGGCUGUAGCGGUAGAUUCCAAAGAACUCCCGGCAAACAGUCCUCAGAGACUCCUCAAAGAGCUAGCGGAGCGCAGAAAAGUAACUUCCCCCAAGAGAAAGGCGCCGGAGAGACGGUUUAUACUCAAGCCUCCGCUAGAUGAUGCAAAGUUAGCGGAAAGGUUUCUGAAUAGCCCGCAAUUAUCCCUAAAGUCGUUCCCUUUAUUGAGUUCGUGCCUGCCCUCUUCUAGGCUUAAUAAUCAAGAUAAAGCUUGGAUAGAUGAACACUUGCUGGAGGCCAAACAGGCCCUGGGAUAUCCUCUGGAGCCAUCCUAUAACUUCGGGGAUGAUAACCCGGCCAAGCAGUUCGAUACACUGUUAUAUUUAGCUUUUCAGCAUCCAUUCUGUGAGAAGAAUGAUGCAAGGCAUGUGAAGCACGGGCACUCGAGGUUAGCGUUCUUGGGCGGAUAUGUACUUGAAUUAGCCUUCUGUGAGUUCUUCUUGCAGAAGUAUCCAAGGGAGCCGCCUGGGCCGAUAAGGGAGAGAGUGUAUGCAUUGAUUGGGAAGAGGUUUCUACCAAAGUGGAUAAAAGCUGCCAGUUUGCAAAAUUUGGUUUUUCCUUAUGAUGAUAUGAAUACAUUGAAGCGAUUAGAGCGAGAACCUCCUAUCAAAUCAGUAUUCUGGGCAUUGUUUGGGGCAAUUUAUUUGUGUUUUGGCCUGCCAGAAGUGUAUCGAGUUCUGUUUGAAGUGUUUGGAUUAGAUCCUGAGGCUGAAGACUGCCAACCUAGACUCAGGAGACAACUCGAGGAUGUGGAUUAUGCCUCUCUAGAAUUCGAAGGUAACAAGCUGAGCUGGCAAGAUGUUGCUACAUACAAGCCUCCAGAAGAUGCACUUUUUCAUCACCCAAGGCUAUUCAGGGCAUGUGUUCCACCUGGCAUGCAUCGGUUUCGUGGAAACAUAUGGGAUUAUGAUUGUAGACCUCAAGUCAUGCAAAAACUUGGUUAUCCAUUGGCAAUGGCAGAUAAAAUACCAGAGAUAACUGAGGCCAGAAACAUAGAACUUGGACUUGGUUUGCAGCUUUCAUUCUUGCACCCCUCAAAGUACAAGUUUGAACAUCCACGCUUUUGCUUUGAGCGACUGGAAUAUCUCGGUCAGAAAAUCCAGGAUCUUGUUAUGGCAGAGAGGUUGCUUAUGAAGCAUCUGGAUGCCCCUGGGAGAUGGUUGAUGGAGAGACAUCGGCGUGUCUUGAUGAAUAAGUUCUGUGGGAGGUAUUUACGGGAAAAGUUUCUGCACCGUUUUAUCAUAUACAGUGAGCAAGUGCAGGAUGCAUAUGAGCAAAAUCGCAGGUUGAGAAAUCCAGCCACAUCUUCUGUUCAACAAGCUAUUCAUGGUCUGUCAUAUGCUGUGUAUGGGAAACCAGAUGUGAGACGCCUCAUGUUUGAGGUUUUUGACUUUGAGCAAACUCAACCCAAGGCAGUGGUAGGGUAGUAGAGUCGUUGUCAUUUGUUGUAUCCUCGACUGAUGAUUUCAGAGUAGAAGUCAAGGGCUGAUUGGUUUUGCCACAUUCACUAGAAGUCUAGAAGAAAGCUUAAGAAGGGUGAGCUUCACUUUCUUCUACCUUUUUUCCCUGUUUGUCACCAAGAGUGAUUUGUACCUUAGAGUUUGCAGCAGAUUAUAAAAAUGUACAAAAUUUCCCCGAUUAUAAUGUUAAGAUGUACAUCUACUGCAACUGGGUUACUUGGAUGUAUAAGACGAGUCACAUUUUUCUUGGAUUUAGAACUUAGCUUCUAAUAAUUAGAGCAAGAGGCUAAGUGUUUUGGGGUAAAGACUAAAGACCCAGUUUGGUGUCCAUUGGUUUAUCA
Cuscuta europaea is the source of this 2205-nucleotide messenger RNA. The record is from the annotation of a GenBank genome assembly. Lineage: Eukaryota; Viridiplantae; Streptophyta; Magnoliopsida; Solanales; Convolvulaceae.